AUGAUUAUAUUUCGUGCAAUCGCUGGUAUAGGUGGCGGUGGUAUUAUGAGUUUAGUAAUGAUUAUUAUAUCGGAUAUCGUUCCACUCGAAGAUCGUGGUAAAUACCAAGGAAUUAUCGGUGCAAUAUUUGGAAUUGCUUCACUUGUCGGUCCUCUCUUGGGUGGUGCUUUUACUGAUCACGUAACUUGGAGAUGGUGCUUCUUUAUUAAUUUGCCAUUUGGAGUUAUCACAGCAGCCGUCGUCAUUAAAUAUCUCAAUCUUUCAAAACCGCAAGGUUCAUUAGUCAGCAAAGCUAAGCGUCUCGAUUGGUGGGGAACUCUGGUUGUCAUUACCGCUACUGUUGCUUUACUUUUGCCACUAAACUGGGGUGGAGAUAAAUAUGAAUGGAAGAGUCCAAUUAUUAUCGUAUUACUUGUAGUCGGUGCUCUCUUAUUUGUUCUUUUUGGAUAUGUGGAAGGUUGGAUUGCUAUCGAGCCAGUUGCCCCUGGUCGCCUCUUUAAGGAUCGUGCUCUUCUUGCAUCUUUUAGCGUAAACUUUUUCCAAGGCAUGGCAUUUUUUGCAAUGGUGUACUAUGUACCACUUUACUUUCAAGUCGUAAAAGGUGAAUCAGCCACAAACUCUGGAUUGGAAUUAAUGCCAUUUAUUUUGGGUGUUGUGGUAUCGUCAAUUGCCACGGGACAAACGAUCUCACGAAAAGCUAAUAUCCGUAAACAAUUUUUUGCGAUUCUUGGCGCAACAUUGAUUACUGUUGGUGCUGGACUCACGAGUCUCUUGGACGAACAUUCUAAUCGUGGAAAACAGAUUGGAUUUCUUUUGAUUCCAGGGCUUGGCGUUGGUCUUAUUAUGCAAACAACAUUGUUGUUCUGCCAUGCUGCAGUUGAGUAUAAAGAUGUCGCUGCUGUCACCUCAAUGCUAAACUUUUUCCGAUCAAUCGGCGCAGUAUUUGGCGUAGCAAUUGUUGGAACAAUCUUCAACAACGACCUUAGCAAUAGGAUCGAAGCUUUAAGUCUUGGUAUCAGCGCAGAAGCCAUAAAAAGUUCCUCGACAUACGUCAAAAGUUUGCCACCGAAUUUACGAGAGUCCGUAAUUCAUGCAUACGUCGAAGCACUACAAGUCUCUUAUCGUGUCAUAAUACCUUUCGGAGUUUUAUGUUUUUUAAGUGCGUUACUUAUUGGCAAGAAUAAAACAAAAUAUCAGCAGUCGGGAACGAGAAUGAUAGCUUUUGAAUGA
Molecule: messenger RNA, 1230 nt
Organism: Ambispora gerdemannii
Lineage: Eukaryota; Fungi; Glomeromycota; Glomeromycetes; Archaeosporales; Ambisporaceae
Source: the annotation of a GenBank genome assembly